GGCCACGCCCAACAGACACCCUGACUGCUGCUGGGCUGAUUGAGGUCUAAACUCGGAUCCACUUCCUCGUACGGCACAUUUGACAGAAUGCAUCCCAUCAUUCUUCUCUUUGUCAUUUCUCUGCUUCACGCAUAUGAAGCCCGAGGCUCCGACACUGUGACUCCUGUAUUUGUGCAGAAGGGGAAGGAUCUGCUUCUCAACGUCACGGCUCCUGUUAAAAUAGUUAAACGGAGUGAUUUUAGAUGGAGAUUUAAUGAUUCAAACAUAUUUAGAUUAUUUGAUGAUAACGAAACAAUAACAAUUGACACCUAUGAUGGAAGGGUCGAGAUUUUUCUCCAAAAUCACUCUUUGCUUUUGAAGAAUGUGCAACAAGCCGACAGUGGACGUUACACUGCAGGUGUUUUCGGGGUCAAUAACACUUAUGUGGGUAAAUACAGCGUCACAGUUCAAGAUCCAGUGUCUCCGGUUAAUGGGACAGUGGACUUACUCUCCUCGAGCUCCGACUCCUGUAACCUCACAGUGACCUGCAGCACACAGGACUCCCAUCACAUCAACAGCACUUUUAGAUGUGACACCAACACCUGCAGCCAGGAGGAGGGAGGAGAGAGGUCCAAGGUCACGACCUCAGGCACCUCCCUCCGUGUCUACCUGUCCAAAGGCUUCUCAGUUAUCUGUAACCAUAGCAACCAGGUCAGCUCGGACGAGCACACAACAAUGAUUUAG
Hippoglossus stenolepis (Pacific halibut) is the source of this 723-nucleotide messenger RNA. RefSeq lists its product as uncharacterized. The record is from RefSeq and is a predicted model, not a curated record. NCBI's taxonomy places the organism in Eukaryota, Metazoa, Chordata, Actinopteri, Pleuronectiformes, Pleuronectidae. The coding region runs from base 88 to 723 and encodes 211 amino acids. The transcript has 3 exons.